CCUCAAGCGCGGUGCUCGCUUUUCCUCUUUGCUCCUUCUCCGUCAAAAGGAAGGCAAAAGGCAGGCCUUCGGCGCCCGUGAGUGCGCGCGCCCCUUCACGCCGCUCAGCUCGCUGUGUUUAUCAAGGCUCUGCUUUGAGGAGACUGACAGGGAUGAGGCUGGCUGCAGAACAGAUAGAUGGGGCGGCGCGAGCCCUGGCCACGCGACCGAGGCUAGCCGAGACUAAGCAGAAGCAGUAAUAGCACGCAAGGCUCCGCUGUCCCUCCCUCCUCUCUCCUUCCUUGGCCCCCGCUGUCCUCGGCGGGAAGUCAGCGGGAGAGAGGCAGCCUCGCCUAGCCUGGCCCAGCCUGGCCCAAGCCUGGCCCCGCCCUCCGCUCUCUCCCUCCCUCCCUCCCUUACUAAGGCGCGAGGCUCCGCUGGCUUCCUCCUCAUCGCCCGAGUCUGAGGUCGCUUUGCUUCCUUAGAGGAGCCCACUACGCGCGCGCCUGCCUGCCUGCCUGCCUUCAACUGCCGGGAAUCCUGCCGACCCUCAGAUACCCCUGGAACAAGCUGCAAACCAAAGAAAAAUGUCUUCAGUUGCAACUUACUAUAAUGAGAAGUCAGUACUUGUUACAGGAGCUACAGGUUUCAUGGGCAAAGUACUUGUGGAAAAACUUCUGCGCUCCAGCCCAGAUGUGAAAGCAAUUUAUAUUCUGGUGCGGCCUAAAGCUGGACAGUUGAUGCAAAACAGAGUGGAGCAUAUGGUGAAAUGCAAGUUAUUUGACAGAGUCCGUGAAGAGUGCCCCAAUUUCCAUGAGAAGAUUAAACCAAUAAGUGCUGAACUCACCCACCCAAACUUGGCCAUCAAUCCAGAGGAUACAGCAGAGCUCCUGUCUGAAGUCAACAUUGUUUUCCAUUGUGCUGCAACUGUUCGCUUUGAUGAACCACUGAAGCAUGCCCUUUUGCUAAAUGUCAGGGGCACACAACAACUCCUGGCGCUGGCUCGCCAGAUGAAGAACCUUGAGACUUUCAUCCACGUUUCAACUGCCUAUGCAAACUGUAAUCAGAGAUACAUUGACGAAAUCAUCUAUCCUCCUCCCAUGGAGCCCAAGAAACUUUUAGAUCUUGUGGAGUGGAUGGAUGAGUUCCUCAUUGAAGAAAUCACACCCAAGUUGAUUGGAGACUGGCCCAAUACCUACACAUUCACUAAAGCCUUGGCAGAAUAUCUGCUUCAGCAAGAGAAAGGGAACAUUAAUGUUGCCAUUGUCCGGCCAUCCAUUGUGGGAGCCAGCUGGCAUGAGCCUUUUCCCGGUUGGAUUGACAAUUUCAACGGAACAAGUGGCAUCUUUAUUGCGGCUGGAAAGGGAAUUAUACGGACUGUUAAAUGCAACGUGGAGGCAGUAGCAGAUAUUGUUCCUGUAGAUGUUGCUAUCAAUUUAAUUCUGGCUACUGGGUGGUACACUGCAGUUCACAGACCAAAAUCAAUGCUGAUAUAUAAUUGUACCACAGGUGGUAUGAAUCCAUUUUGCUGGGGAGAGAUGGAACAUCAUGUCAUAUCUACAUACAAGAGGAACCCACUGGAGAAAGCCUUUAGAAUACCUAAGGCUAACAUGACCUCAAAUUACUUGAUGCACCAGUAUUGGACAGCUGUCAGUCACAAAGCUCCAGCCUUUCUCUAUGAUUUGUAUCUGAGACUAACUGGAAGGAAACCAAGAAUGAUGAAGCUAUUCAGUCGUCUGCACAAGUCUAUGACAUUCUUUGAAUAUUUUACCAGCCGUACCUGGGAAUGGAGUUCAGACAAUAUGAAUAUGUUAAUGAACCAGCUCAGUCCAAAGGACAAAAAGUUAUUUUGCUUCGAUGUCCGUCAGCUGCAUUGGUCAGAAUACAUAGAAAACUACUGCUUAGGAACGAAGAAAUACCUUUUGAAUGAAGAUAUGGCUGGAAUUCCUGCAGCAAAGCAGCACUUGAGAAAGCUCAGGAAUAUUCAGUAUGCACUUAAUACCAUCUUUCUUGUGAUCAUCUGGCGCAUUUUUAUUGCAAGGUCACAAAUGGCUCAGAACAUAUGGUACUUUGUGGUGAACCUCUGCUACAAGUUCCUUAGCUACUUCAGAGCUUCCAGCACCCUCAGGCAUUGAACUAUUGCUCCAGUUAUUGAGCACCAUAAUCUCAUGAAAGGCCUCCAGCUGUUCAAACAACAAUUUCGGAUUUUUUAAAAAUAGCAGGGUAUCUCUAAACUGCCAGAUUAUUUGACCAGCAUUCAGUGUGCAUCAUUACAGAAUCUCUGACUUUAAAAAAAUAAUGCUUUAAUAAAGUACUUUCUUUCUUCUUCGUUCCCACCA
This is a messenger RNA of Anolis carolinensis (green anole), 2318 nucleotides long. RefSeq names its product fatty acyl-CoA reductase 1. Bases 567 to 2114 code for a protein of 515 amino acids. The transcript has 12 exons. Gene Ontology annotation, molecular function: alcohol-forming very long-chain fatty acyl-CoA reductase (NADP+) activity. Gene Ontology annotation, biological process: long-chain fatty-acyl-CoA metabolic process. The record is from RefSeq and is a predicted model, not a curated record. Gene Ontology annotation, cellular component: peroxisome. Lineage: Eukaryota; Metazoa; Chordata; Lepidosauria; Squamata; Anolidae.